Molecule: messenger RNA, 1349 nt
Organism: Harmonia axyridis
Lineage: Eukaryota; Metazoa; Arthropoda; Insecta; Coleoptera; Coccinellidae
Gene: heix
Product: ubiA prenyltransferase domain-containing protein 1 homolog
Exons: 2
Coding region: 195-1187 (330 amino acids)
Biological process (GO): menaquinone biosynthetic process; vitamin K biosynthetic process
Cellular component (GO): endoplasmic reticulum; Golgi membrane
Molecular function (GO): prenyltransferase activity
Source: RefSeq, a predicted model, not a curated record
UUUUUCUUGUUAUGUCAACCUCAUUUCAUUAAAUUAAAAUAUUCAAGAGAAUCUCUACAAAAAUUUGUAAACAAAAAGAUAGUAUUAUUAAAUUACCUUGAUUAACUUUAGAUUAAAGUGUACCAUAAGUUACUAACUGAAAUAGGUUAUAUCAAUUCAGAUAUAGAAACAAUCAAGUCGAAACUCAGAGUAGCAUGAAAACUGUUGAAAAGAGCACUGACACUGUUGAAACUAUUUCAAAUGGAAUCUCUAAGGGCCCCAUUGAGGAAAAGAAAAGAAAUAAUGGUCUCAUGAAAUUAUCUAACUAUGUGUUAGCUUUACGUCCGUGGUCUCUCAGUGCAAGUCUCAUGCCUACCUUAUUAGGUUCUACAAUAGCCUAUAAAUAUCCUGGCGAAGCAGAUUUUAAUUAUUUCACGUUGUUACUCACUGUAAUAACUGUUGUAUCUGUACAUGGUGCUGGAAAUGUGGUCAAUACAUAUUUUGAUUAUGUAAAAGGUAUUGAUAACCGAAAAUCUGAUGAUAGGACUUUGGUGGAUCAUAUUCUAACUAAAGAUGAGGUUGUAUCUCUCGGAGCAUAUUUAUAUUUUGCUGGUUGUAUUGGUUUCAUCCUAUUGGCAAUACUAUCUCCAGCGAAAAUGGAACAUUUAGCCUUAGUAUAUUUUGGAGGUUUAUCAUCUAGUUUUCUCUACACAGGGGGUAUAGGGUUUAAGUACAUUGCAUUAGGUGAUGUAUUGAUAUUAACCAUAUUUGGACCUAUUUCUGUUUUAUUUGCUUUCAUGUCUCAAACUGGAUAUGUAGAAUGGUCCACAAUGUAUUAUGCUAUACCAUUAGCUCUCAAUACAGAAGCUAUUCUUCACAGUAACAAUACUAGAGAUUCAGAAGCGGAUAAUAAAGUGGGUAUUGUAACUUUAGCAAUUAUUAUAGGUCAUACAGCAUCGCAUGUGUUAUAUGCAUUUCUGCUAUUCACCCCCUAUAUAAUGUUCAUGGUAGCUUCCUUGAAGUAUUCUAAGUGGUUCAUGAUACCUCUUGUGACAUUGCCAAAUGCUUUUAAAAUUGAAAAACAGUUCAGAUCGAACCAUAUGCAUAGUGUACCCAAGAAAACAGCCAAAUUAAACCUGUUCUUUGGCAUUUUAUAUGUCUUAGCUUGCAGUAUGGUGACAUCUCUCCCUUACAUCACAAAAAGAUAAUUUUAUUAGGUUAAUUGUAAUUUAUGUAGGAACUUUUUUUUCAAUUUUGUGAACAUAUCAGGGAAUUCUUCUACUUGACACGAAAUAUUAUUGUCAGGUUAAGGUUUGGUUGAAGAGAUAAAAAGUUUAUAUCAUAUUUAAUAUAGAAAUUGCUUACAUGAU